Messenger RNA from Puma concolor (puma), 942 nucleotides. Its product is annotated as oxaloacetate tautomerase FAHD2A, mitochondrial. NCBI's taxonomy places the organism in Eukaryota, Metazoa, Chordata, Mammalia, Carnivora, Felidae. The record is from RefSeq and is a predicted model, not a curated record. Gene Ontology annotation, molecular function: catalytic activity.
AUGCUGGUCUCUUGUAGAAGGUUGCUCACAGCUUUGCUGCAGGCUCAGAAGUGGCCCUUUCAACCCUCCAGAAAUAUGAGACUGGUGCAGUUCCAGGCACCCCACCUGAUGGGACCUCACCUGGGCCUGGAAUCAGGGAAUGGCGGGGGGGUCAUUAACCUCAAUGCCUUUGACCCCACACUGCCCAAGACAAUGAUGGAGUUCCUGGAGCAGGGAGAGGCCACUCUCUCGGUGGCAAGAAGAGCUCUGGCUGCCCAGUUGCCAGUCCUGCCACGGUCAGAGGUGACCUUUCUGGCCCCUGUCACACGGCCAGACAAGGUGGUGUGUGUGGGAAUGAAUUAUGUGGACCACUGCAAAGAGCAGAACGUUCCUGUGCCCAAGGAGCCCAUCAUCUUCAGCAAGUUUGCCAGUUCCAUCGUGGGGCCCUACGACGAGGUCAUCCUCCCACCCUUGAGCCAGAAGGUGGACUGGGAGGUGGAGCUGGCUGUGAUCAUUGGAAGGAAAGGCAAGCACAUCAAGGCCACAGAUGCCAUGGCUCACGUAGCCGGCUUCACUGUGGCUCAUGAUGUAAGUGCUCGUGACUGGCAAAUGGGACGCAAUGGAAAGCAGUGGCUGCUGGGAAAAACCUUUGACACCUUCUGCCCCCUGGGCCCUGCCUUGGUGACCAAGGACAGUAUAGCAGAUCCACACAACUUAAAGAUCUGCUGCCGGGUGAACGGGGAAGUGGUCCAGAGCAGCAACACCAACCAGAUGGUGUUUAAGACAGAAGAGCUGAUAGCCUGGGUCUCCCAGUUCGUGACUCUUUACCCAGGGGAUGUCAUCCUGACUGGGACGCCCCCAGGUGUUGGUGUAUUCAGGAAACCUCCAGUCUUUCUCAAGAAGGGUGAUGAAGUUCAGUGUGAAAUCGAAGAACUAGGCGUCAUCAUCAACAAGGUGGUGUGA